CACUUCGACAAGCGCUCGAACCCCCUCUCGAAGGAGCGAGCAUUAGGACCAACGCGAUCUACCCCUCCCUCCUCCUACCCCUCAACUCCGACAUCAACCAUCAUAAUGUCCAUCCCCAACGAAGCUCUGCAGAAGAUUCUGCAAGAAAUCGAGGCCCAGGCCAUCAGCUCCCAACAGCAAUUGGGCAUCACCAAGGCUCAGAUCACCACCAAACAGCGUGACAUCCGCAUGCUCGAGCUCACAUCCAAGGAGAUUGGAGACCUACCCAAAGAGACGCGUGUGUAUGAGGGUGUUGGAAAGAUGUUCGUCGCAGUCCCCAUUCCCACCAUCGACAGGCGGAUAUCCAGCGAGAGCAACGAGCUCAAAUCCGAGAUCACGGGAUUGGAGAAGAAAUUACAUUACUUGGAGAUGACGCAUAAGAAUAGCCGGGAGAACUUGGAGCAGAUCUUGAAAGCCGGGCGCGCUUGAUGAGCUGCAGCUUGUCUAUACUUCAUCAGAACAAAAUCGGGCGCUGUGGUGUCUUUUCGUCUUCUCGCUUCUUGUGGAUACUUGUUCAAUUAUUAUACCUUUUUUUC
This is a messenger RNA of Aspergillus aculeatinus CBS 121060, 575 nucleotides long. Its product is annotated as putative prefoldin subunit 1. Gene Ontology annotation, molecular function: protein folding chaperone. Gene Ontology annotation, cellular component: prefoldin complex; cytoplasm. NCBI's taxonomy places the organism in Eukaryota, Fungi, Ascomycota, Eurotiomycetes, Eurotiales, Aspergillaceae. Bases 106 to 468 code for a protein of 120 amino acids. Gene Ontology annotation, biological process: protein folding. The transcript has 3 exons. The record is from RefSeq and is a predicted model, not a curated record.